UCAUAUUUUCAGCACCGAUCCAUCUUCUGUCUCCAAAAUCAAACCCCUCAAACCCUAGAAAAAAUAAAUCAGAAUUCAAUUUACACUCUCUGGUCUCUGUAAUCAAGGAUUUCAUUAUGGUGAGGUUUAACAUUCUACCAAAGGAUAUCAUGAUAGAAAUUCUAAUUCGUCUACCAACUCAAUCUGUUUUGAAGUGUAAAUUGGUAUCCAAACAAUGGAGAGAUCUUAUUCAUCAUCCAUCCUUCUCUCAAUUGCACUUGAAUUAUCUCAAUCAUUCUGAUGCUCAUGCUGAUGCUGGUAAGUUAAAUUACAUAUUUUCUACAAUGGGUAUUGAAAAACAGUUCUAUUAUACUGAGUAUGAUGAUGAGAAUUUUCAUGAGACAACACCCUUUAGUAGACAAACAAGGAUUAAGUUGGACCCUCCAUUUAUUGAUAACUAUAUUCUUAGUUCAUGUGAUGGUUUGAUUUGUUUCAAUGCGCGCUGUAAUAAGGAGGAAUUUUAUUAUGAACCUGCCUAUAUCUGCAAUCCCAUUACCAGAGAGUACAUUAUCCUUCCUAAAUUGGAAGAGGAACACAUGAUAGACUUGCUAUUCGGAUUUGGUUACAAUUCGUCGACGAAUGAGUACAAGGUUGUUAGAAUUUAUAACUCCAAGAGAGAGCCAAAUGUUGGAAUUAUUCAGGUAUAUACUCUUGGCAGCGGCAAUGGGUGGAGAAAUGUGGGAAAGAUGAACAUGGACAUAAAACAUCUUGGACAAUGUGCUGGUGCGUUUGCGAAUGAAGCUCUUCAUUGGGUAGACCAGGAAAGAAACAUUAUUCUUGCUUUCCAUCUGACUGAUGAAAAGUUUAGUGAACUUCCACCGCCACCACCUUGUUUGACACGAGCUGGGGUUCCAUAUCUUGUUUUGGGACUAGGGGUUUUGGGUGAUUUUCUGAGUGCUACUUUUUAUUUCAAUGCUGGUGAUUGUAACAUGUGGUUAUUGAAGAAGAAUAAGGAUACUGAUACUGACUUAAGCUGGAGUAAAGAGUUUAGUUUCGACAGUUACAUACACCUGCCUUUUGAUUUUAUGAAGAGUGGUAGGCUUCUGUGCUGCGGGCGUGGCAAAAUUGUUAGUUACGAUCCAAAAGCUUCAUCUGCCGAAAUGGAUGUGAGUUUUGGCAAGUCUAUUUCUGCAGCAAUUCCUCACAAGAAUACUUUGGUUUCGUUGAAGGUAUUAGGAGAAAAGGAUACAAAAACAAUGGAAUCUGGUGAAAGUACAAGCUCUAGUGAGGAGACAGAAAGCAGUGAUAAACUGAAGAAGCCGUAAAACGAAGUCAGAGAUCUCUAGGCACUCUCUCCAGUUUGAUUGUGGAUUGCAGAACAUGGAGGUGACUUCUAACCUAGAUGAUGCUGAAGCUAAUCUUGUACCAAGACUUGCAGAAAAUGUCGCACUUCCAAUUUGCUUCAGGAUAUUGCGUAUUGCUGGGAUAUGCUCAGUACCAGGGGGACGAAAGAUGCUGUUUCCUCAACAAACUUGUUUAUUACUUAUGUCCCAGCUACCAGUGAGGCACUUCAGGAUUUGUUAUCUGCUACACACUCUCGACUAGCAUAUGUUGUGGCCAAGCUAACUGCUCCAACAUGGAGUACAGUGGUGGUACGAUGCCGCACGAAUUGCAGCAGAACGAUUUGGCAUUCUGUUUGUUUGCUUAAGAACAUUUGUUUGUGGAAAGAUAUCCUUGCUUUUCCAGUGAUAGAGCAGCUGGCACUUGACCUGCUCCUAAGUGGGGAAGUUCUGCCAUGCGCGCAGAAUCACACCAAAUAUUAUGAUGCAAUUACGAGAAUUGAGAGAAAAGUUGCAUCCUUAAACAGUGUGUGGUCUGGUUCCAGUACCCCAUUGAAGCGCAGCAUGCGGCUCCUUAUAUAGAGGAUCUUGAAAAGCAAAUGAAGAAACUUCAUGAGGAACAUGCAGUAGCUGUUUUAGAAAGAAGAACAGAUGACACUGCUGAUGAAAUGAUGGAAAUAGAAGCACCUCUGACUCUGAGUGUGGCAAUGUUGGAAUUUAGUAAAGGUGGUACAACUGCAGCACAGUGAUCAAUGCAGCACAGCAGGCAUCACCUGAAACAAGGGAGCAAACUAAUUGGCCGGUUAAGUUAGACAAACUUAGUCGGGACAUGAACCUACAAAAGCAGGAGGAAGUAAAAUGUAGGGAUGAAAUCCAAAAAACGUGGGAAGGCCCAUUCGUAGCCAAAGAGAAUGUCUGUUGUUGGUGAUAGUUUUUCCUGCCAUCAUAUUGAAGGAGAGUCCAGUGCUGAUGAAGUGACUCAGAAAGUAUGCCGUACAUGUCUAACCGUGAAACGCUGCUUCAGACUUCAGAGCAAGUAUUUAUUGACGCAGGUCCAAUUUUUUUCUCUUGUUAAAGAGAAGUUUGAAACAUGGAAGAAGCAUUUCUUCUCAAGUUACCGCGUUGCUUAUAUGUCAGUAACUGCGCCUGCUAUCUUCUCUCCAUAUGUUAGACCAGAGCUUCUUAAGUGGGACCCGCUCUAUGAAGAAUCUGACGUUUAGGAUACGCAAUGGCACUUUCUCCUGUUUGAUAUGGGUUGCCAGAACUUGGAAGUGAAUUUAAACCCGGAUGAUGCUGAUGCUAAUCUUGUAGCAAGACUUGCGGAAAAUGUUGCAGUUCCGAUAUUGCGCAUUGCUGGGAUAGGAUCAGUAGCUGGGGGAUGAAAAAUGAUGUUUUCCCUGUUUGUUUAUUACCUAUGUCCCAGCUACCAGUGAGGCACUUCUUGGAUCUGUUUUCUGCAAACCUCACGCUACAAGUUGCAGCUGUUGAGAUUUUGUGUUAACACUUGAGAAGACACUUGAACAGAAGCACGAAUCAUGUUUGAUUCAUCAUGCUCUACUGGGAUCUGGGGGUACUCGAUCCUGUUUAAAAGCUUGUUUCUGAUGGUUGUGAUACUACAGUGAAGGCUUGGAAACUUUACAAUAGAACAUGGAUGGUGGAAGGUGGACUGCUUCCCGGCUCUUCAUAUGCAUUAGGAUUGGGUGAGGGAUGUGUCAUUCGCACCGAACCUAGGACUUCUAAAAUCAACUAUUUAUGCAAGUGCUUCACAGGAUUCGGUCAGGCUGGGACCGAUAGAGAGCUAGUACAUGCCUCGAGUUGAAAACUUGGGUUGGCAGUAACGCCAUAACUUAAGUUCUUACAAGAUGACGAUCUUUUAAUUUAAAACAGGAAGGGAAAAGUUUUGAGGCAUCAGAAAAGGGAAAUCUAAGUAGAAAUACUUCUGAUAAAAGCAAGAUUAAUUGCUGCAGAAUUACAGGGCACGUGUCAUCUGCCCAGGCCUAGUCUAUUGGCACCCACCACAAAAUUUCCAAGCAAAACACUAGAAAAUUGCAUACAAGAGGAAAGUAAAAUUUCAGCCGAGAUGAGAGGAAUUCAUUUGAUGAUCCAAAUAUGUUGAACAAAUUAUGCUGGGAGUAGAUUUGAUGAUUGUAGAAACACAACAUUUGAACAAGUGCAGAAUGAUGUUAGUGGUAACGAGUUCAAUGCAACUAGCUUUAUAUGUGAUGGGUCAAUGUGAAGGUAGUUUGAGUUCAGGGAAUUGUGUUUCUUUUAUUGAAUCAAUUGUUCAGAAGGCUCAUUUCCAGUGUGGGGGGUUUCAAUUUCUGGUCAGAUGAACCUUCAGGGAUGUUAUACUAUUAGCUAUAGUUAUUACCCAAAUGGAGUCACUACUAAAUCUUCUCAUUCUUCAGGUGGAUUGAAGAAUGUUGGGGCACAGAAUCUGUGGCGAGGCCUACUUUUUUCUGAGAUUAUCUCACG
Papaver somniferum (opium poppy) is the source of this 3794-nucleotide messenger RNA. Its product is annotated as F-box protein At3g07870-like. The coding region runs from base 117 to 1304 and encodes 395 amino acids. The record is from RefSeq and is a predicted model, not a curated record. Gene Ontology annotation, molecular function: protein binding. The transcript is spliced from 7 exons. Lineage: Eukaryota; Viridiplantae; Streptophyta; Magnoliopsida; Ranunculales; Papaveraceae.